AUGUUUUCCUUUCGGCGGGCAGAGGCGGACCCCCAAUCAGCCUCAGCUAUCCCGGACCAUGUUAUAGAGCGCCCACGACGUGGCUCGGUGAUGUCGCUCUCGCAAACUUUAUAUUCUCUUGACUCCACGCCUCCGCCGCCAGCAGAUUUAGAACAAAUCCACGCCUCCUCGUCUCAAGCUCCUGGGCUUACAUCGUUCUCACUCGCAUCCCCACCCAGCGGUUCCACAGAACAGCUCUCAUUCAACAAUUUAUACUCGCGAGUCAAACGUGUUGCUUCAGCGGUCAGGGAUGUUGUUAGUGUUCCAGUACGUGAUGGAGCUUCGAGGAUGUCACUUGGCUCGAUAGGCAGCGACAGGUAUCAAGGACAUGCAGACAGCAGAGACUCAUUCAUGUCUUCAGCGACAAUUGAUUCUGAGGAUUCGAACUACCCAGUGCUACCCACAUCACCUUUAUCACCUAUAAAAUCUCAAUUUGGCAAACAUUCGAGGAUCACCUCUUCAUCCUCUCUCCAGUCAUCCUCUAGAGUAUCAAGUAACAACUCCAUGGCGAGCACGGCCAUGGCCGGGGAUUAUGCCCCCCCGGCUGCAUUGAGGAAAGUUAACCUUCGAGCCUCAAAUUCAGGAGCUCCCGUCCCCUCAUUGGCUCCAAUAACUGUAUUCAGAGAUGGGGAUGGUUCUGAAUUUGUUUCACUCACUAGUCCUGGACUAGGUGUGAAAGGGAUGUCAGAUGUCAGUCGAAAAGACAAUGAGGCCAACCUUCAAAACUCGGCGAAGGAGAAAGCAGCGGGAGUUCAAAGGACAACUGUGAAUGCGCUGCUCGGAGCAGCUGGAACGGUAGUAGGUGGGACGGUUGGAUACCCGCCUUUACCGGUAAGUAAAACAGUUGAGGAUGAAAGUGGUGCCCGAGCAGAGAAUGAUGAAGAGUCCAACAGCUCUGCAUCAGAGGAGGAUGGGGGUGCCAUUAGUGAUAGUAGUGACGAUGAUAUUAUUUUGCUGAACUCCAGGCUACCAGGCGGUCACGAAGGUGACAAAAUCGGAACCUAUGGCAGUAAGGCAAUAAAGGUCGCCGGAUCUUCCUCUGAGAGCCAGCCAGUUUCAGUCCAAAGAUCUUCAAGUAAAGACAUACCUGCACCGCUCAAUAUUAAUAAUUCCAAUCAUUUACCCCCUUCCACGACCGGUAGCGAUGUAGCUAGCGGAACAUCAUUAGAGUCAAACGCUGCCUCAUUUGUAAACAACCGUCUUCAAUCCCCGGGCACAAGUCCAUCAGCCAUCAAAUCCGCUAUUAAUUUACCACCGAAGGGUGACAAAAAUUCGCCAUCCUCAAAUCAACAAACAAAUGUCCCUGGAAAAUCUUCCCUGCCGCCACCAAAUUCCCCCAUGGCUGGAAGUGGAGAAACUGCCAGAAAGCAAAGACCAACAGUAUCAAAAAUCAGUACAGAUCAAGCCAGUCUACUUCCAGGGUUCUCUGUUACUCGUGAGGCAAGCUCAGAGUCAGGAUCCAGUCAGGGCGCGACUUCAACGGCAGAUGUCGGGAAACAUAGUGGGGGCUCUUCAAUGUAUCAAUAUAGGGAAGGCUUUCAAGAUGGAAUGGUCAAUGGGGGUAACACAGGCCCAAAUGGGGGUGUGGGAACAGGAAAUUCAGAAGCUGUCAGCCAAGCUUUGAGACAACUUAGAAUGGGACUUUGCGGUCAAAUAUUUUGUUCGAAGUGCACUACCUUGAUAUCUGGGGACAGGUUUCAACACCAAGGGUCCAUGCGAGUCUGUAGUCCAUGUCUCGAGAUUGUCAAUGAGUAUCAAGACGAAUCAGAAUCAGAGGACGAUUUCUCACCAGCAUCCGUUUUCCACAUCCAUCAGCCAAUCGACCAGCGGCACGAAAUGCAGUCUGGUCCUGGGAGUGUAGUUGGUACCCCAAUAGGAGGACCUAUGACACCUGGUUUCAGCAUGCCCAGAGAGUCACGUCCCGCAACCACGCCGUUAAUGGCAAUCCCAGCAUCCAGAAUUACUGCUGGAAGCAAUCCAAAUAGACGUUCUCAGAUCCUCGAAAUAAACGCUGAGAUACCAUCACCCCCUCGGCCCCCGUCCUCACGAUCUGGAAAGUCGCCCAUGUCGUUUUCUAGACCACUUACUGCAAAUGCUUUGAAGCUCCCUCAACAUGGCCACUCACAUUCCCAUUCACACCACCACCAUCACAAACACCAGCAUUCCCGCUCGCAUAGAUGGUUCCCGGCCGCAAACGCAAACGAACGGGCACCUUUCCACCGAAACGUGGCUGACGAACUCGGGUUACAAGGAGCCCUCCCCGCGUUUCAUUCUGAUAGCAUCAUCGAUCCAGAUUUGGCGCCUUACAUGAGUGAUGAUGCUAGCGACGAUGAACAAAUGAGCAUAUUCGCAACGAUCGCGCCCAAAUAUGGAGAGGCAUUUGGGAACCUGUUUUCGACUUCUGCCGCCGGUUCACAGAGUGGUCAGGCCGGAGGCAUCUCUUUGGGGUUAAACGGAGCUACUUCUACAAUGUCAAAGAUCAGGAGAGCUGCUAGUAUUAAUGGAAUUAAUGCACUUUUGAAUGCCGGUGGUAGUGAUAAUGGCAAGUCCGGGUUACUGCCCCCCACUAGAUCGUCUAGGAAACGCAACUCGAGCUUCCUUGGAAAUAUUCAGCCCCGACCAGUUACCAGAGGAAAGGGACACCGCAAUCUCAUGCGAUCGCUAGUGGGGAGUGUCAGCGAUGCGUCCGCAUUUGGAGGGGCUGGGAGUAGUGCCAUGCCCUCUCCUCGAGCCUCAAGAAGUGCUUCCAUGCGAGGACCUCUAGCACCAUCUAUCGAGCUCAACACAGCGAGCUUGCAACAUGUUCGAACUCUGCUUCGCCAGUUACUUGGUGACGCGAACAUCAAGGAAGUGGACAAAUGGGAGCGGGCACUCAUGCCAAUUCUACUCAAAAGUACCGAUGAUUUGAACCCCGACAUCCGCAGUGGCGACAUUAUCGAUAUUCGCCACUAUGUCAAGGUCAAGAAGAUUCCUGGUGGAAAACCUGGCGAUACAACUUAUGUUUCUGGCGUCGUAUUUACCAAGAAUUUGGCGUUAAAGAGUAUGCCACGGAACAUAGCACAUCCACGAAUAGUUGUUGUCACCUUCCCGAUCGAGUACCAACGACACCAACAGCAGCUCAUGAGUCUCGAGCCAGUAAUUGCACAAGAGAAAGACUACCUUCAGAAAAUGGUUGCUCGUAUAACUUCUCUAAGGCCAACGCUGCUUCUUGUUGAAAAAAACAUCUCCGGUGUUGCUCUCCAACUUCUCGCGCAAGCUAAUGUAGCAACAACACAUCUUGUAAAGCCAUCAGUAAUCGAAGCUGUGGCUAGAUGUGCUGGUGCAGACAUUUGUUCGUCGGUUGACAAGCUACUACUUCAUAAUUUCCGAGUCGGCCGGUGUGCUUCCUUUGACGUCAAGACAUUUGUGCAUGAGGAUAUACCAGAAAAAAAGAAGACAUUCAUGUACCUUUCCGGUUGUCCAAAGGAGCUCGGCUGUACAAUUGUGUUGAGGGGAGGUGAUAUGGAAACGCUGGCAGUCCUCAAACAAAUUACGGAGAUGAUGAUUUAUGUCGUUUACAACUUAAAGCUUGAGACUUGCUUGAUGCGAGAUGAGUUUGUGAAUAUUCCCUCAAGUUCUUCCAUUGCGCCUACACCAACAGUGGUUCCUACAGCAGCCCCACAAACCGACGCACCAACUGCUGCUUUCGACGACCCAGAGAAAACGCUCUCGACCGAAGAUGGCCAAGAAAAUCUGGCUGCAUCUGAAAAUCAGGAGAAGUCGCCAAAUUCCAGAUCGGAAGAGUCUGAGCGUAUGGCAGGUGGGGUACCAGAUGAUAUUCCCAGCCCAACUUACUAUGAAGAUAUGGUGAAGAAUCACGAGACAAAAGUUCUUUCGGCAUCACCCUUUGUUAAGUACAUGCAGCCAUACCUUUUAAUGCGAGCUAGGGAACUCGAAAGAAAAUUGGUGUAUCUGAAGAGACUAAGAGAUAGUCAAGUGGUUGAAGAUGAUGAACAAACCGAGUUUGGGUCUGAUGGCAGGGUUGGAGAGUUGGAAGAACAUGUUGAAAACGAGAAAUCCGCCGAUCCAGAUAAACCCGUGGAAAAGUUUGAGUUGAUUCAGCCAGAGAUGGUCGAUGCAAAUGUUAAGAACGGAACCAAAAAGAUGAUAGAGGUACUGCGAGCAAUCCACGAUGCAGAAUACGACAAAGCACUUCAUGUCUAUGAAACCCAGAAAAAACAAUGGGAGAAUUACUUAUCCCAAUAUGACGAUCUGUUUGAUCCCUAUGCUCAUCAGAAUAUCGCCAUACUAUACAGUUUGGUAUGCACAUUAACCACUGUUCCCUGUGAAGGGCCAGAACUUCGCAGGUUAGGGUUUUAUAUCCAAGGCAUGGAUUGGCCACUCGGCAAAUCAGACUGUACACUGGGGCAAUAUGUUGAACUUCUCUGCAACACUGCGAAUAAACAAUGCGAAUCGGACACCUGCGACAAGAAGAUGAUUGACCACCACCGAUCUUAUGUCCACGGCCAAGCUCGGGUCAGUGUCCUAGUAAGCGACAAAAUGGCAUGCCCCAUCCAGGGCAUGCAGGAUACAAUUCUUAUGUGGAGUUACUGCAAAGUAUGUCCGAAUACUAAUACCCCGGCCAUCCCAAUGUCCGAAAGCACCUGGAAAUACUCAUUCGGCAAAUACCUUGAGCUUGCUUUCUGGAGUUCCGAAAUGAAAUUGAGGGCAGGGAAUUGUCCACACGAUUUGAACCGCGAUCAUGUUAGGUGUUUUGGCUAUAGAGGCUUAACAGUGGUUUUCCAAUAUGAUCCCAUUGAUUUGCUAGAGAUCGUCGUCCCUCGGACGAAAAUCACGUAUCAGCCGGAAAUUGACCUACGAAUUAAGAACGAGCAGUACUUACAGCAUGAAGAAAGGACGGAUCGUUUCUUCUCUUCAGUAAAGUCUCGUCUAAAGAGUAUCAAUAUAGACUCUGUGCCCGCCGAUAAAAUCGAUGCUUGCAAAGCAGAAAUCGAAACGCUCACAACCCAGGCAGAAAACGAGCAUAGUUGGCUGAUCAAAAAACUUCAAGAAAAGUACAACAAGUCCAAGUACUUCGAGAUCAUACCGCUUAAUAGGGCUCUGCGAGCUUUGCAAGAAAGAGUGGUGGACUGGGAUGCCAGGUUCAAUGCCUUCGAUAAUAACUACUUUCCGUCAGAAAAAGAUAUCCGCAGAUUGGCAACACUCCAACUCAAGAAGAUAUUUAUUGACAACCCGUCUACGCCUAACCUACAACCCGGUGAACGCACACCAACGCCUGAAAAGGAAGAUCUUGGUAAAGCUGCUUCUAUUGUAGAUGGGUCUGCAGAAAUGGUCACCUCCCCGGCCGAGAUGUCACCAAAGCAGGCACACGAUGUUCUUGCGUCAGUCGUUGAAGAGGAUAUCGAAAAUAGCAAAGGGAAGUCUGCUAAGAAUGAAAAGGAGGACAGCACGGAGGAUAAGGAGGAUGCGCCUAGUAUAACUACUGUCACGCCGGAGCCGAUUUCUGGCCAGGGAGGGCUCAGCCAAUUUGAAAAUAUGGAUCACCUGACUCCCAGGCAGGAAGUCUCUCUUGAGCAAGCAGCUCUAAAGACCAUAUCACCGGAGCCAUCCGCGCCGAAUAGUCCCAUAGUCCCUAUCCACCCGAAGAUCAGGUCUAGCCCAGCAAUUGUAGAAUUAGAAGGGGCGAAAUCGGAUAGCGAUACCCCAGGCCAACCCGCAAAGAACUCUGGUUCCAGGGCAUCCUUUGAGGAUUCCAAGGUAUCCGUUGAUGGCCCCAGGGCAUCCUUUGAGAGUCCUCGGACAUCACUUGAGGGCUCUCGGAGAUCUCUUGAGGGUUCUCGAAAAUCACUUGAGGGUCCCAGAACAUCUCUUGAGCGACUAUCUUCAGAGCGUGAGCGACCAACUAGCCACAUGUCAUCAAUCCCGAGGUUCGUAGAUGCAAGGCGAAAACUUGUAGCACCUCCACUCAAUAGGACGCAAUCUACCCCACACGUACCGCAACGAAAGGGCUCAGAUGGAGUUCCGUCGGGACUGAGGCCUCUAACUCAUACACCAUCAUUUCCCCUCAAGAAACCUUCGGUUACUGAAGCUAUUCGAAAGCACAAUGCGGAAAAGGCAAAGUCUGGUAAGGGGCCGGAAAAGUUUCGCUUCGCUUCACUAAACAAGAAAUCUCCUCAAUUGAGGGACACGCAAAUUCCUCGUUCAGUCCCGACGCAAAGACGCAAGGACACCAAGGUUGCAACUAUAGCGAAACAAAUAGAACAGCUCGAACAACUCAGUAGAGAAUUUGAGAAAGAGAGGGUAAGAGAGAAACGCCUCUCUGCCGCUAAGAGGACCAGGGCACUUCCGGUAGCUACCUCUAGGCCCAUAGUCGAGGUUUACCGUAACGUCGCAGAAGCCGUUGAAGAGGUUUCCGAUGAGGAACCUCAUGAACCUAUGCCCCCUAGUCGGGAAACCAGUAAUAUGACUGUAAGCACGGAAUCAACAAUUCAAACUGAGUCUCCGCAAGAGUUUUCUACUCCCGAAAUAACGAUGACCCCCGAACCUGUUGAGGAGCAGAUUGAGGAGUAUCAUGCACAACCAAAUCAAAUGGUCCAAUCUGAUGUGGACAUGAGUGAUGGUGAAAUAUCCUUUUCAAGUGAUCAUGAAGCCAAUAUCCAACCACCUAUUAUAGACGUGCUCCCGCCAAAUCCAGAUACACCUCUAAUCCAAAAACAUGAGAAAUCGGCCUGGACAAAAAUGCUCUCAAAUUUCUGGGCUGAGCGGUCUGCAAGUGGAUGGUCUUCACUUGAGUACCCACUUCAUCCAACAGAUCAUGUUUUCAACGACUCUGAUGUUAUUGUCCGUGAAGAUGAACCUAGCUCUCUCAUUGCAUUUGCUCUCAACUGUGAGGAUUAUGCCACCAAGCUUGAUGCCAUUCGUAGCGCGGAUGAAGGGCCAACAAGCUCAGAGGACUGUGCUCGUCCAACUGCAUUUAACGCAGAUGAACAUCCUGAGCUUGAAAGGUCACUACUCAGAACCACUGGGACACAUCUCAAAUACCAGUUUCAAGAGGGUUCGGCUAAGAUGUUCUGCAAAAUCUUUUUUGCCGAACAGUUUGAUGCGCUGCGAAGAAACUGCGGUGUUGCUGAUCGAUACGUUGAGUCUUUGUCGCGAUGCAUCAAAUGGGAUUCCAAGGGAGGAAAAACCAAGUCCGUUUUCCUGAAGACACAGGACGAGCGAUUCGUGUUGAAGGCCUUGGCGCCAAUUGAGACGGCCGCGUUUAUCAAAUUUGCACCUGCAUAUUUCCAGUUCAUGGCAGAAGCAUUUUUCCACGAGCUUCCGACUGUUAUUGCCAAGAUGCUGGGAUUCUACCAGAUCAUGAUCAAGAACCCGACAACGGGAAUAGAAAUCAAAUGGGAUGUUUUAGUGAUGGAGAACCUUUUCUAUGACCGCAAGACCACGAGGAUUUUUGAUCUCAAAGGUUCCAUGCGCAAUCGAUACAUGCAGUCAACUGGCGAUCAGAAUGAGGUUCUCCUCGAUGAGAACAUGAUAGAAUUCAUAUACGAGUCGCCACUGUUUGUCAGAGAACAUUCGAAGAAACUACUUCGAGCAUCUCUGUGGAACGAUACUUUGUUCUUAUCGAGGCAGAAUGUGAUGGACUACUCACUAAUGAUUGGAAUCGACGAGGUCAGGAAAGAGCUUUGCGUUGGCAUCAUUGACUGCAUACGUACCUUUACGUGGGACAAGAAGCUUGAAAGCUGGGUGAAGGAAAAGGGUUUCGCAGGUGGUGGAAACAAAAAGCCAACUGUCACCAGUCCUCGAGAGUACAAACAUCGGUUCCGUGAGGCUAUGGAACGAUACGUUCUAGAAGCGCCAAGCUGUUGGCACUUGUUUCCCACAAAUUACAUAGGGACGAUUCCUGUUCGGCUUCACCACCCACCACAGCAAACUGCGGGCAUAGAAGAUAAUAAUAAUAACAACGUUAAAGAGGACAACAUUAAUAAUUAG
Messenger RNA from Morchella importuna, 8028 nucleotides. RefSeq lists its product as uncharacterized. Gene Ontology annotation, molecular function: ATP binding; 1-phosphatidylinositol-3-phosphate 5-kinase activity. The transcript has 8 exons. The coding region runs from base 1 to 8028 and encodes 2675 amino acids. Gene Ontology annotation, cellular component: endosome membrane; fungal-type vacuole membrane. Gene Ontology annotation, biological process: phosphatidylinositol phosphate biosynthetic process. NCBI's taxonomy places the organism in Eukaryota, Fungi, Ascomycota, Pezizomycetes, Pezizales, Morchellaceae. The record is from RefSeq and is a predicted model, not a curated record.